Messenger RNA from Caenorhabditis bovis, 543 nucleotides. NCBI's taxonomy places the organism in Eukaryota, Metazoa, Nematoda, Chromadorea, Rhabditida, Rhabditidae. The record is from the annotation of a GenBank genome assembly.
AUGAGCGAGGGACAGAUUGAAGAAGAUGAACUUUUGACUCUAGAAGAGGUUGAUGACAUUGAAGAGAAAGAAGAGCUUGAUUCAUUUUUUGUUGAAGAUAUUCGACGUCGGCUUGGUGAUGUGUUCCGAAUGUUUGAUGAAGACUGUGACGAUCUUAUUGAGACAGACGACGUUGGACAUGUUCUACGAAGUUUUGGUUUAAAUCCAUCGGAAGCCGAACUUCAACUCGUAAUCGAUCAGAUCGCUCGAAAAAGCGGCCGAAUUUCAUUCGAGGACCUUCUUCCUCGUGUUGUUUCUGCUAUCCAGAAUGGUGAAUGGAAAGACGACACUCCUCAACAAGUUCAUGCAGCCUUUCAAGUCAUAACAUCCAACAAUUAUGUGCAAAAAGACACAUUAUUGCAAUUACUAACCACGAUUGGAGAACCAUUGAAUCCUCAAGAGAUUAAGCAAUUCUUAAAUCAUGUUAGCGUCAGAGCCAAUGGUGAUAUCGAUUGGGUGGCGUAUGUGAAGGAUACUUGCGAAAUGAUCUCGUCGAGAGAUUAA